Molecule: messenger RNA, 4324 nt
Organism: Oncorhynchus mykiss (rainbow trout)
Lineage: Eukaryota; Metazoa; Chordata; Actinopteri; Salmoniformes; Salmonidae
Source: RefSeq, a predicted model, not a curated record
UUUUCAAAUUUCAUUCCUCCAUGAACUUUAUUUUCCCCGACUUUGGGCAAAAUUAUAACCUGAUCGAUCCUCUAUCUGGCCACCGUCUACAUAUAUUUUCAUUUUCAUUGGCGGUCUCCCACUUUGCUUUCAGUCGGCGGGUCAAUUUUAUGUCUUGUGGACACACAGGAACACGCGCAGUUCACAUUUUACAGAGUAGAUAGAAACUCGAGUGAAGCCAGCUUGGGUGUAGAGGGCUAGACCCAUAUGAGCUUCUCAAUCUCUUUCUCUCCACCCCCUCUCUGCUCUGCUCUUUCCCCGCGUCCUGGACCUCUCUGUCAUGCUCGCUUGCUCUCCCCCUAGCAAGCACUGCCAACCUGCCUCGCCCUCUCAUAUAGCAUUGUUUCUCGUGAUGUCUCCAUCUGGUUCGCAGCUUCUUCUUCCUGUCCCAUCUCUUACGCACCGCGGACGCAGAUGGAAGUGACAUAGGAAACGUUUAGAGCGGACAACUUUUUUUUGUUGCAUUUGUCCUCUUUUCUUUUAGCAAACUAGCCUAUUUGUUUUUAGGCAGGACAUUUCAACAGAGUUUUGUUUGUUUUAUUUACCAGCCUGGUUGUCUACACUUUAGACUACUCAUACUAGGUCCGUUUUACUUUAACCUAAUACUCAAUAUUCAGUUAUUUUCUGUUUAUCAAUAACUUUUCAAUAGGAUGUAGCCUACCCUAUUUAUUAGCCUAUUUAUCUUUCUUUGAGUUGCUUUAGCCUACUAUUAUGCACACGUGGAGGAUGGGCAGUGAAACGUGUUCAUGAGUUGAUUCGCAGUCGUCAGAAAUCUCUGUCUAUGUCAGUUACGUCGACCGGGCCCCGGAAACUCAAGUGGGACCGGACCUACUGCCAAGUCAAUGAGAGCGCAUCGGAGAAGUGUACCAUCCCUUAUAGUGCGACGCGGGACUUCCCUCGUCUCUCCGUCCAGAACCAGCGCAGCCCAGAGAGGUCCAGUUCAGUGCGGUGUUUGGAAUUCGGGCUUCAGCCUCAGGUGCAUCUCUGAGGCGGGGCGACGCGGGAGUCCAGGUGUAGUGGAGGCAUGGACUGUAACUGUGUCAGUGAUCUGUUGCUCACCCCCCCUGUCCCUGCCCUCUGGACUCCAGGUGAGGCAAGCAGGAUGGGGGCACUUUUUUGCGGAAGCCGGGGCAUUGCCUUCCCAGACUGGGCCUACAAGCCUGAGUCGAGCCCCGGCUCGCGACAGAUUCAGCUUUGGCACUUUAUUCUGGAGCUGCUGCAGAAGGAGGAGUACCAGAGUGUGAUUUCCUGGCAGGGGGAAUACGGAGAGUUUGUCAUCAAGGAUCCUGACGAGGUGGCCAAACUGUGGGGCCUCCGGAAAUGCAAACCCCACAUGAACUAUGAUAAGCUGAGCAGGGCGCUAAGGUACUACUAUAAUAAGCGUAUUUUGCACAAAACCAAAGGGAAGCGUUUCACCUACAAGUUUAACUUCAGUAAGGUGGUGCUGGUGAACUAUCCUCUGCUGGACAUGGCCAGCUCCCCCUUCCUGCUCCAGAACCACUUCAAUGGGGGCUCCGCCGCGCCCGACUGCAGCCCUCUCACACCCGAGGCCCUGCAGUCACUGUUCCCUCGUUUGCCAGAGUCAGGGAGAGGAACCUCCCUGUUUGAUCGAGUGGCCACAGCCCCGGGACCAGAGGGAGACAAACUGAGACUGGACACAUUCCCCUUUCUCAGCUCAGCCGCUCCCUGUUACUCCAAGCCCCCGUCCCUGUUGGGUCCUUACCCCCGCAACCCUCCCUUCGAUUACCCCUGGGGCUUCAAUCCCUACCUCUCAGGGGCCUUCUCCCUCAACAACUGCCCCAAACUGCCCCCAGGCUCCCUCUACCCCUCCCACUUCUACCCCAACCCGCUGCAGACCAGCCUGGGCCAGCUGCCUCACCCCUUCUCCUCCCUACUCCCCCCGGGGGAGGUGGCAGGAGGGGGGGAGAGAGGAGCAGCGGGCCAGACCGGGGUUACUAACGGCACGGCAGGUGGGCAGCCCAGACUCUGCCUGCCUCCUUACCCUGGUGCUCUGUCGCUGGGCCGGACGGACAUUGGCAACGGGGGCUCUGUGGGUGAGAGGGAGAGAAGGGAGACCAAUACCUCAGGCAUGGGGCUUGGGUUGGGGCUAGGGUUAGGGUUAGGGCUGGGUCUAGGAGGGAUGGGUCUUGGUGGUGGUGCUGGGGGGCGACAGAGCCCAUCGGAGCGACGAGGCGGGGUGAAGCAGGACCCAGAGUCAGACUCGGACCUGGAGAUCACAGAUCUGAGUGACUGCAGCUCAGACAACGAGCCUGACUUCAGCAUCACCAAGGAGACCAGGCUGAGUGGUCGAUCACAGAUCCUGGUGGAGGGGAAGAAAGGGGGAGCACUGCCACCUCUCUCCUCCCUCCCUCCCCCUGUAUCCCCCCAUCCCCUCAAGAGCCUGGUGCCCCUCACCCCUCCCCCUCCGUCCCUCCCUCUAUCCCUCUCUCCCUCCAUGGCUCUGGUUGAACGGCACAGGGAGACAGAGACUCUAAAAUUGAUCCAGAGCUAAUAGAUUCUAAUAGAUAACUCUCUCUCUCUCGUUCCCUCCUCUCUCUCCUUCUCUCUUUCGCUCCCUUCAUCUGUUAUGUUGUCCUUUAUUUGAGCCAUCUUGCCCCGUCUCUCUGUUUUUUUCUUCCUCUCUCUCUCCACCCUUCUUCUCUCUCUCCACCCUUCCGCUCUCUCUCUCCACCCUUCUUCUCUUUCUCCACCCUUCUUCUCUCUCUUUACAUGUUGACUUGUAUAGCUGAGAAAGUGAGCUUGCUGAUUUCGACAUUACUGAGAGUGUUCCAUGUUUCAGAUAUAUGUGUACUACUUACUCAUGUUCUCCCACACAUUUUAUUGUCUCAAGGUUUCAGUGAUAUUUUGAGCUUUAACAGCAUUGCACGUUGUUCUGUGCUAUGUUACCGUGUUACUGCAAUGGGUCCGUCAAACUGCAUAAAUAUAACUCAAUGUAUAAUGAAUAACAUUUAAAUAUAAUGCUAUAACAAUAAUAAACAACACUACAAUACACACACAUAAGAUUAAUUGCAAUAAUGGCCACAUGAAAUUAUAUCUGACAGAGAUAUUACUUUAGUUUUUUGGGGAUUCCUUUUCUUGGGUACCGGUAUGUAUUUUUCUGUUCAAAACAUAGUCAAACAUUGCCAGCGGGUGGUCUUUAUAGGAGGCUGCUACAGUUAGUUGUUUGUUGGGAAAAAUGAUCAUCCCCCAAAUCCAAACAAUUAGUCAUUUUGCUCUGCUAAUGUAAUGCUCUGGUAUUGUAAUGCACAUUUCUAACUCCAUACUUGUUUGUUUGUUAUUGUUUAAUGCCAAUUUCAAUUGCUUAACUUUCUUCAGUGAGAGGGAGAGGAAGAUAGAGCUGGAAAAAUCUAGAAUUUGUAUCAAUAUUUCAUUGUAUAUAUUUUAUUAUGGUGUACAUUACAUUUAAUUAUUAUCAACAUUAUAAAAGCUAGCUGUGUUGGUGUGAUUGAAUUACGUAUUUAAAUAAUGUUGGGAAAUUGACAAGUAUAGGUGUAUUAAAGUUUUAAAUAAUGAACAGCAGUCAGAGUAUCUGCGCUGGAAAGGUGUUUUUUCUAUGAGGAGGACUCAUAUAUGGGGAAUUGUCUCAUAUUUUCUCAACCCCAGCUAAUUGUGCCCUUUGGUCAUUUUCCAAGAUGCCCUUUGGGUUUAAAUAUUCUGGUAGUGUUAUUUUUAUAGUUAGCAUUCACCCAGUGUAACUGUUCUGUCAUUUCUCAAAUGUGAGUAAAAUUGGUUUCAGCACAUUCUUUCAACUACCAAAAAAAAAAAGUAGAUUAUUUUUGAGACUAAGCUUUUUAUCCAUGGCUACAUUUAGGCAAUGGGUCCCCUUGUAGAAACUAAAACAAGAGGGACAAAGUAUCUCAAUACCACCUAGGGACACAAACCAACUUCUCCAUUCCACGUUGCUCACUUUGAAGCACAGAGUGCAUCCUAACUACCCCACAUUGUACAGAUUCAUAUGGUAUGGUUUGUAACAGGUGGUGGUGUAACAUUAGGUGUGAAAGCCCUAUUGUAAAGGUCAUGUAAUUCUAUAUUUGUUGGAUUCUACCAGAAAUCUCUGUUUCAUGAUCUCUGUGUGGCAUUUACCAACACCACUGUAAAUACUCUUUCCUUUGUGAAUGUAUGUGUAAACACAUCCAAAAUUAUCAUGCCGUGAAAUAAUGUCACAUUUCUUUGUUUUAUUGUAAAGAGAAAAAAUGGAAAGAGCAAAAAUAAGAAAAAAAUAUUAAUAACUUCUAAAGCAAUAAACAUUAUUCUGGAGAUUGGA